Messenger RNA from Siniperca chuatsi (mandarin fish), 1567 nucleotides. It is a transcript of the gene dnase1l1l, whose product is annotated as deoxyribonuclease I-like 1-like. Gene Ontology annotation, biological process: DNA catabolic process. Bases 584 to 1471 code for a protein of 295 amino acids. The record is from RefSeq and is a predicted model, not a curated record. Gene Ontology annotation, cellular component: nucleus. Gene Ontology annotation, molecular function: DNA nuclease activity. The transcript has 9 exons. NCBI's taxonomy places the organism in Eukaryota, Metazoa, Chordata, Actinopteri, Centrarchiformes, Sinipercidae.
AAUAUUGUAUCUGGUUGAGCUGGAACAAAUUUUAACUACAAUAUACACUAUACUGUUGAAUAGUUUAAUCUAUAACAAUGCAACAUAUUUUGAGAAUUCAUCAUAUGUUUUAUAUGUAAAAUCUUAACUUGCAAAGUAAUUAUAGCUAACCAUCCCCAUCACAGUUAAGACCACCAGUGUUCAGCAUGUGAUGGCACUGUGUGGUAACUACUAGCUGCUCGUGUCUAUGCUAAAAUGACAGAAUGAUAUGUUGUACACAAAUGUUCAUGAAACAAACAGACAUGACACAUGGCACUGUCUAUUGUCUGAUUACACUCAAACUUAGAGACAAAACACACUCAACGCUGAACUCUCUGAGUGGGAUGGAGCUGUUGUUCAUUGUAUUCAGUGGUUUUAACUGUUCCAGAUAAAGCUCCAUUCUCAACAGGCACUGACACAGCACAUCCACCACACCUGUCUUUCACCCACGUUUACCUGCAUGUUCCCCAAAAUACACCACAGGUCACUGAAGAGAUGACUCUUUGCUGGACUGAGGUCAGUCUACUGGUGAAACUGGCACUGAAGAGUGAUAACCCUCUGCAAGAUGAGGAAUGCAGUUCUGCUGUUUGUCGUGGGGUUGUGUGUGUUGAACAUCACAUCUUCCCUGAAAAUCUGCGCAUUCAAUGUUCAGAGCUUUGGUGAAUCAAAGUCAAACAACAAGAAGGUUAUGGGGAUUCUACUAAAGAUUCUUUCUCGGUGUGACUUGUGUCUUAUUCAGGAGGUCCGUGACUCUAAAGGAGAAGCAAUACAAGCUUUGGUUAAGAAUCUUAACAGAUUUGACAAAUCCAACUCAUACUCCUAUGUGGAAAGUGAAAGGCUGGGGAGGAAGACCUACAAGGAGCAGUACGUCUACAUAUACAGGAACACUGUGCUGCAGGUCAAAGAGCAUUAUCAGUAUCCUAAACUAGAAGGAGAAGGGACCAAUGUAACUGAUGUUUUCUCCAGACAGCCUUUCAUCGUUCGUUUUUACUCCCCUACUACAUUGGUGAAGGAUUUUGUCCUGAUUGGGCAGCACACCUGUCCCAAAAAUGCCAUGAAAGAGAUUGACGAACUGUAUACUGUCUUCAAAAGAAUUUACAAGAAGUGGAAGACUGAUAAUGUGAUGAUUUUAGGGGACCUCAACGCCGGCUGCAGCUAUGUCACCAUCAAGGGCUGGAGAGCUGUGCGCUUGAGGAGUGACCCCAAGUUUCGCUGGCUAAUUGGAGAUGAGCAAGACACUACAGUCCGUGAAAAGACACACUGUGCCUAUGACAGGAUCAUUGUCCAUGGACGUGAGAUUAUUUCCUGUGUAGUACCAGGUUCAGCUCAACCGUUUGACUUUAAAAAGAAUUUCCGUCUCACCGAGGAGGAGGCUCUUGAGGUGAGUGAUCACUUUCCUGUUGAAGUUGACCUGAAGCCCAACCACCGCUACCUCCUUCGCAAUGAGCUGUAGACCAUUUAGGACAACCAUCAACAAACCAGGAUGUCUUGAUUUUAAUUGUAGUUUUACUUGAUUUUAGCUGUUAAAAUAAAUUAGUACCAAACAGAA